AUGACGAAGGGACUUCAGCUGCAGGAGAAAAGCGAAUCGGAGCCAGAUUUAGCGGAGAAGCGCGCCGCGCAAACACCACCGCGGGUGCAGAUGAUGCUAAAGGCGGCCUGGUCGGAGAAAACCCGCAUCGAAACGAAAGCAAACAAUGGACAGGAUAUCGUCGCCGGGAGCGAAAUUGGAUUAUCAGGUGACCGACGACCAGUUGCGGUCGGUGUGCUUCCCUAUCACCCCUAUCUUGACCGAUAA
Haemonchus placei is the source of this 246-nucleotide messenger RNA. The record is from the annotation of a GenBank genome assembly. Lineage: Eukaryota; Metazoa; Nematoda; Chromadorea; Rhabditida; Trichostrongylidae.